AUUGAGCAAUUGGAACGAUACUCAUUUGUUUAUGCUACUGUUGUAUGAGCAAAAGUGCCUUGUGCAUCUGCCAACAGUGGCUUCAAAUGACAAUAAGUCCUGAUGUCACAGGGCACUCCCCAAAAACAACCGCUGUUCCACGGCUAUUCCGUGCUUUCCACCUUCUUCGCAUUUACAGUUAAAGUCGAGCCACAGAGUCUGCAGUUGCGAUGCCAAAACGACAAGCGGCGCCCUUUGGCGCAGUUUUGGCCCACUACUCCGCACUGCCUCAGCCCCCAGACCACCCCGGAGGUGCUCUACACGGACUGUUCAUCAACAAGUAAGUGGCACAAGAGCAAAUCGGGCAAAACAUAUCAAAUCAUCGCUGAAACUGGCCUGGAAACUGGGACCCACACUGGCUACCGGCCACACCAUCGACCUAAAGCAAGCCGAUCAGUCAAUGUGGUGCCUGGUUUCGGUGGAGCCGGCGCUGCCCUGGCCAAUCACGCAGAUGUCGCAAAGACGUGCCUGCAUCCCCCCAACUAUGACAGACUGCCCGAACGUACCCCUGCCGGUGUCCAGCAAGAAUAUCCGUGCCCAGCUUCCUGGGCGAACUCGCAGAAGCCUCGCAACAUUGCUGUGCAUGCCUUGAAGGCGAGGCGUCUGCUCUUCUCGACAGAUUUCGGCAGCCAUCAGACCAUCAUUCGGGCCCGAGUCGAUGGCAAUGAGGGUGUGGAGCUGGAAGGAGUCACGGCGCUGGCCCUGGACCAACAGUCCGAAGAAGUUAUAGACAUCAAUGGAAAGAACAAAAAAACCAUUGCUUCCAUGCAUAUCCCGCAGGUGAACAACAUUGCCACCUAGGGGGAUUUGUGUACUGGCUGGACAACAAGACCGGACUGGAGAGGAUCACUGUCAACGGAGAGCGUUGUUCCGUGGAGAUGCAUCGUCUGUCGCAGUUCACCGACAUCCGGGCCGUGUGGAUGUUUCCACAACUGCAUAGCCAGCGGGGUGACACGCAGUACUCACGACGUUUGCUCGUGCCCCAAGCAUCUGAUGCUACUGGAGGACAAGGAGAACUACAGCGUGUAUCCGGCCAGAUCAUUUUAAGUGGCGGGAGUAGUGACAUGAGCAACGACUGUACACCGCCUUCUGGCGCUGUGACGAAAGGACUGCCCGGCGAAUUCAGCUGACAGUCAGCCGAGGGCAGCGACAAGGCACUGAUCUGCGACGGUACCACCUGUGACAACUGUGAAAUGUCCACGAUGAGGCCGACUGCUGCAAGCGGCCAGGAGACCUUGCCAUCAACAAAGUGAUUGGAAAGGCACGAUAUCUGCCCAAUUCUUAAACUUACAAUAUCCUACUCCACCUUCCCACAGCUUUGCAUCGGCCGCCCUGCUCUGCGAUGGCUGGCAGGACUGCGCCGGUGGUUCAGACGAUUUGUUCGGCGCAUGACCUUGCCUCUGAUAUUCUUGCGCUCCGGCAAGAGCCGCACCGAGCCAAUGUAUCGAGCUCUAAUGGCUUCAUCGAAGAAGUCAAAUAAAGCUGAAAGCACGCCGUCAAGCACUCCCUUUUAAAGACCUUAAAAAUGCAACAGAGAACCUUCCGGAUAUUGCAUUUGAGGUGCAACGCGAAGAAGCUGCGGAUGAAGAUGGAGCGAAAAGACUCUGGACAAGUGUGCUUGGUUACCACUACCACAAUGCCUUCUAUAAGGAAAAAUGUGUAGUUGGCGUGUAUUAACAUGUAAAGAAAUGAAUUAAGUGGAAAUUGUUUUGGCCUAAACCUUAUUUUAUGGGCAAUACGAUAAAGAUGAGAACUUAAACUUAGUCAGUCCUUUAGGAAAUUGAUGAAAUAAUCGAAUGAAAUUUUGAGUUCAGAGCUCAGCUAGCUAGGAAAAUUCAACGGAAUAUCAAACUUGUCAGUAUCUGUUUAAAAGGUACUUCAGAGACCAAGAAUUUAUAUCGGGAUCAGGCUAUAUGUACAGAAAAAUAAUCAAAUGCAUAAAUAUGUCUAAAGCAUAUCAAUCUGAGAACAUGUAUUUAUUAAUUACGUUUUAAAAACAGUUUGAACAAUAUCUUCAUAUUAAAUUAACGAAAUAGGGU
Drosophila miranda is the source of this 2078-nucleotide messenger RNA. RefSeq lists its product as uncharacterized. The coding region runs from base 103 to 840 and encodes 245 amino acids. The record is from RefSeq and is a predicted model, not a curated record. Lineage: Eukaryota; Metazoa; Arthropoda; Insecta; Diptera; Drosophilidae. The transcript has 4 exons.